AGCGGCUGGCUCUGCUCUGCGGGGGGGAUCCUGCGUCCACCCUGCAGCCUGCUCUGCCGGCGCUACCAAGGAGGGAGCCCUGGAGGGCAGUGUGUGUUCAGAACUCAAGGUGGAGGAACAGAAAGGGUGCGAGUGGGCCUCUGCAUGCCCUGCCCAGAAGGAGGGCUCUGUGUGUGUGUGUGUGUGUGUGUGUGUGUGUGUGUGUGUGUGUGUGUGUGUAGGGGAUUCUACUCUCUGGAGUGCUUGCCUGAGCCAAACCAAUACAAGUCUGGGAAGUGGUUAACAGGCCAUUCCUGUGAGCCACAGUGCCUGUUUCAGCUUUAGAAAUCUGUGUGGGAACCCUGGGGGUCUAGGGAGGCCCCUCUGGCCAGUGCACACUCUAGGAAACUCAUGGAGAGAGCAGGCAGUGGGAGACCGCUAGUCAGAGUCUGUGGAGGCUUUCUUCAGAGUGUGGUCUGCCCAGUGUAAGCUGUGAGUCGUUGGCACUGUGAGCAGGUGUGUGGCAGGGACUCUACAGGAUGUGAACGCAGAGAAGACACCCCUCCCCGGCCCUGGAGAAGCCUGACACUGAAGAAGUGCAGCCAACUGCCGAGGCUAGUUGCUCGGCACAGAAGGUAUAGGCCUGGCGCUUUAGCAGUUGAAUGGCCUCAGACUGUGCCUUGGGCUCCUCCCUGUGAGGUGAGGUUGAUGGCACUCUCCCCCAGGGCAGCAUCAUGGGAUAAAACGCUAAGGAUAGAGGCCCAGGGAGGCAGCUCUUGGGUGUGCCUGUUACUUGUCAGGCACACCUAGGAGAUGCCUCACCUACAAAGGCCCCAGACCCUUGCCUACAUUCAGGGCCUUAGUCAAUAAGUCUGACUCCCUCCCCCUGUUCUUUCUUUUCAAAUGAGAGGGAAGUACCUCGAGUUGGAGGAACCUGGAAGGCUCCUUGAAAUGCUUUUGGGGAGGAGUUUACAAAGAAGAAGAUCGGGUAGAGUUUUAGCUUACAGAAACGAAGGCCCAGAUGGCUAGGCGAGGCAGAGAGUGAAGAGAGGAGCCCCUGAGUCUGCCUGUGGCCAGGCUCUGAGCAUUAACGCUUUGAUCUUUUGCAUGGAAAGAAGAGUAUACUGAAGUGGGGGGGGGGGGGGACUUCAGGAGACGCAGGCAAUCGGAGAACAGAAUACCAGGACCUCACCCCAAAAGUCUGUGCCGUCUGACGCAUCAUUGGUGCCAAACCGAGGUCAGAGCAGAGCCACGUGGAGGCAGGGAGGUGUUGCUGGGAGAGAGAAGGCUGCUUUCUUGUUGAGACCACACCAGUCUCGGGUCUGCACUCCUACGGGUUCUAGAAGGAUCCUUCUUUUCUUCUUCCAGCCCAGGUGUCCCCUGACUGACACAGCAUCUCCCAUCUAGAUCGAGAGUUUUAGUCUGCUCUGCCCUAGCCUUUCUACCCCUCAGAAGGACUUGGGGCCCACUUGGAUCCAGGAUUUCAUCCCAAGCUCCUUCAUCUAAACACAUCUACAAAGUCCCUUCCUCCCAAUAAGGUCGCUCCAGGGCCUGGAUGUGAGUCUCGAGUCACAUCUCCUGCCAUUCGGUCCACACAGUGACUGCUGGACUCCCGGUGCCCUAAGAGGAAAGGGGUGUGGCCAGGGCUCAGGGCUGCAGUCCUUCCUCCCGACCCUACCCCAUCCUCCGCCUGUCUAUUCCCAAGACGUCACCAGUUCUGUGAUGCCCUGUGGGCCAGGUCCUCCGCUGCUGGGGCGUCAGGCAGAGGUCUGGACAGAGGGACACCUUGUCCUGCUGGGAGAUGGAUGGUUUCCCUGCCGUGGUUAAUGGGGGACACACCACCUAGUGAAAAUGCAGAGCAGGAAGGAUGUAACCCUCCCACCAGGUCCAGGCCCCUGUCCUUCCUCUGCCCCUUAACUGCCCUGGCCACUCUCAGGACCCAGUCCAGACAAGAGGAUUGGCAUCCUGGUGGCUUCCUUGAAACUCCUUUCUCUUCCAAGAAUGCUUUUGGCAAUGUGACCUGGUACCUGCUUGGGUUCAGCCAGAGUCUCCAUGUGGACAACACAGCUUGCCUCAUCAAAGGGACCACCUCCCCAACCCAGUGAGCACUUCCCACUGGCUCACUGGUGGUCUGCUCAGUCUGUCUGGGUCUCCUCUGACUUAGGUAGAGGGGUUUCUCCAGUCUUUGAGAACCACAGACCUUUAGCACCGUUUCCUCGUUAGUAUCUAUUUCUUUAGAAGCUAUGGGAAAGAGAGCAAAUGUUUCUGGCAUCUACGUAAAGCCCCCAGCACAGACCUGGCACAAAGUCAUCCCUCAAAUGCUGGCACGAUGAUUCUUUCCAGGGUGGGUGCUUGGCUGACUAGGAGACACUGGAACAGUCAGGACUGGGUUGGGGGCGGGGGUUAGAUCUAGGCUGGGGAAGGAAUUAGUAGUUAUGCCAAGUAGUUGCUGAGGGGAGUUAGAGGUAGGAGCCUAGAGCAAUGCAUCUCAGGGAAGUGAGGCAGACAGCAGCGGAGAAGAGGCCCGGCGCUGGCAGUGAGGGGCUGCAGACAGUACACAGGCCCUGGAGAACCUCUGGAAUAGCUGAUUGGACUCAGUGGCUUUAACAGAAUUUUUUUGAAGUCGUAACCAGUCCUUUAAAAUGAAGGAUUCUGAUAAAAAUCCAAAUUAUUGGCUUUUUUUAGGGAGAAAAAAAAAAGGUCUUGUCGCUCUGGGUUCCCAGAACAUGCACUGUGGUGGCCAUUGCCCGCAGGUAAAGCAUGUGUAUCCGAAUGACCGCUGCCCCCGCUGCUCGGCCCUGACUUAUUGUUCGCUGGUGACCUGACCUAUCUCCCACCUCUCCCCGACAGCCGCGGCUUCAGCACCACUGCUGCAGGGAGAGCCACUGGACAAAUUUAAAACAAAGAACUGAGGAGGGGAGGUAGACAGUAGCUGAGGCCAGGGCUACAAGCAUUCUGGGUAAAGGAGGUGGGUGGGGGCGGGCCACACCCUUUCUGCCUACUUUCUCAAUCAUUCUUGUCGGUCUUCUUCCUUCCUCUUUCUUUACUUCCUUUCUUUGUCUGCCCUUCCCUCUCCUGCGAGGACCAGAGGCCUGCCACGGCCCCCAGCCCCCAGCAGAGAUGUCCUCCCUGUCCUCAUCUGGGUACAGGUGAAGAGUGGUCCAGCCAGAGGUGUACCUUGUGCCUCCCCUGGGCCUUGCUUGGACAAGAGGCCAGCUCUAUCAGGCCUUCCUCCUCCCCGGUGUUCUAAAAGGAACACUACAGCCAUGGCCCUGGGGCUUUUCCGGGUAUGUCUGGUGGUGGUGACGGCCAUCAUUAACCACCCCCUGCUGUUCCCACGGGAGAACGCCACAGUUCCCGAGAAUGAGGAGGAGAUCAUUCGCAAGAUGCAGGAACACCAGGAGAAGCUGCAGCUGGAGCAGCUGCGCCUGGAGGAAGAGGUGUCACGGCUGGUGGCGGAGAAGGAGGAGGCCCUGCAGCAGGCAGAAGAGGAGGGCCAGCAGCAGUCAGAGGCCCACACGGCCUGGGACCUUUGGAGCACUCUCUGCAUGAUCCUCUUCCUGAUCAUCGAGAUAUGGCGGCAGGACCACCAGGACGGGCCCUUUCCAGAGUGCCUGGGUGGAGAUGAGGAUGAGCUGUCUGGACUGGGGGGCAGCCCACUGCGGGGCCUUCCCCUGCCCAAUAAGGCCACCCUGGGCCACUUCUACGAGCACUGUAUCCGGAGUGCCACAGGUGAUGCCACCCGCACCCGGGAGUUUGUGGAAGGCUUCGUGGAUGACCUGCUGGAAGCUCUGAGGAGUGUCUGCAACCGAGAUACUGACAUGGAGAUGGAGGACUUCAUUGGCGUGGACAGCAUGUAUGAAAACUGGCAAGUGGAGAGGCCACUACUGUGCCAUCUGUUUGUGCCCUUCGUGCCCCCAGAGCCCUACAGCUUCCACCCAGAGCUCUGGUGCUCCAGCCUUUCAGUGCCCCUGAAUCGUCAGGGCUACGGUCAGAUCAAGGUGACUCUGGCUGACGGGGACCCUUUAGGCUGUAUCUGCGACAAGACUAAGCUCGGGGAAGACAUGCUGUGUCUCCUCCAUGGCAAGAAUAGUGGGGUGCAGCCCAGUGGCGGGGGAAGUGAUGAGAUGGAGGAUUUGCUGUGCUCCAGAGAGUCCUCGUACCUAGAUGCCAUGCAGGUCAUGAAGUGGUUCCAGGUGGCUCUCACCAGAGCCUGGCACCGCAUCGCCCACAAAUACGAGUUUGACCUUGCCUUUGGCCAGCUAGACAACCCAGGGUCUCUCAAAAUCAAGUUCCGCUCAGGGAAGUUUAUGCCCUUCAUCCUGACUCCUGUGAUCCAAUAUAACGACUCAGACCUGUUCUUUAUCCCACAACUUCCCAAGGAGCCCUUCAGGGGAACCGCAGCCUCCAGCACUGACUGGCUCCUGUCCUUUGCUGUCUAUGAGCGACAGUUCCUCCGGAUGACAGCAAAGGCUUUGCCGGAGGGUGCCUGCCACCUCAGCUGUUUGCAGAUCGCCUCCUUCUUGCUCUCCAAGCAGAGCCGCCUGACAGGCCCCAGUGGGCUGAGCAACUACCACCUAAAGACUGCCCUGCUGCACCUCCUGCUCUCCCGGCGGGCUGCUGACUGGAAGGGCAACCAGCUGGACGUGCGCCUGCAGGAGCUCUUCUGCUUCCUGGAGAGGAGCCUCCUGGAGAAGAAGCUCCAUCACUUCUUUGUGGGCAACUGCAAGGUGCCUGAGGCUAUGGGACUCCCAGAGGUUGUGCGCAGAGCGGAGCCUAUCAACCUCUUCCGGCCCUUCGUUCUGCAGCGGACUCUUUACCGCAGCACAGUGGAUUCCUUCUAUGAAAUGCUUAAGAAUGCCCCGACGCUCAUUAGCGAAUAUUCCCUCCAUGUCCCUUCAGACCAUGCCAGCCCACCACCAAAAGCUGUCGCCUUGUAGAGCCUGAGACUCGAGGGCCGGGGGAGAAGCAUCCCAAGCGUCUACCUUACGUGGGUUCUGUAGCCCCAUGCAGGAAACACAGUAGGCCUCGGGGGAGGGGAGCUGAGGUUCAGCUUGCUGGGAAGCCAGGUCCUGCAGAGGGAAGAAACAGAAUUGCAGCUGGACCCUGGUUUGCCUUUCUGCCACAGGGGCUUGUUGGUGAAACCGUUGUUUGGGUUCGGGCACCGAUCCUUUGUAGCUUAGUUUGAGAUCACUAGGAAUGACCAAGACAGUGACGGAACAGUCUCUGGGUACUGAGUUAGAGAGAAUGCAAGCACUGACCUGAAUGUAAUCCUUUUUGUAUCACAGUCCAUUCUGUGCUUCCUGUCGACAGAGAAUCACCUAGGAUGUUGCCAGGGAUGGGAUUAAGACUCAACACUCUAUUCCAGGAACUCUUGGUCCUGGCUGUUUGCAGCUGACUCAUGAAUGGGGACAGAUGUGGCAACUCACAGCCUUUGAACCACAUCACGCACAAUAAUAGAGGUCCCACGGUGCCACCAUUUGUUAAUACUACUUGGUGAAAAGAACCUGGCAGAGGUCCAGGAACCCGGGGGGCUAAUUUCUCCAUUGCACAGAAAUGGGUACUUGGUGGUGGAGAGUCUAAAGUUGGCCAGUUUUUCAGCCACACAUCUUACUCAGGUGCACACCCUCUCCCUGUCCCUUUAUUUACCCUUAUACCAGGUCCUGACUACGAUGGGUGCCAUUUACCACACUGGAUGCUGGCUCAGAAGCCCAUCCCGUCUCCAUAGCUGAUCUUACCAGCCAGCAAUGUGGUAGAGGGGCAAAGAUACUCGUGUCUGGCUUGCACUUUGGCCCACUUUGGAGAAAGUUACAGGACCUUGGGUCAAGGAUUAUGAUAGCCCUAACCUGUCCUCAGGGUCCUGGUUAUAGGGAAGGGUAGGUUUAUAAGCCAGAGGUGCUAUGAAAACCCAGCUCUGGUCCACAGACCCAAAGCAUCUCCCAGUUCCUAUCUCCAAGAGGGCCUCACCCCCUGUGCAUAGCCAGUCUUUUCUGAACAAGCCUUGCUGACCUCAUGGAUGACCCAGACUGAAAGAACGUGAUGGAGCCUGGGCUCACUGGGGAUCUAUGUGGGUACUUCAGCCACAGCCUGGGAACUCGAAAGAGUGUUGCGGACCCCAAGCAAGCAUCAGAGCCUGAGGCUGGAGCUGGGCUCCCACCCAGGCCUGUUUCAGAGGAUCCAGCAGCUUCUUCUCCACUUGAACUUGAUUGUUUGAGAUUUCUUCUCCACAUCUCCUUAGUAACUUGACAGUGGACCAAAGAAGAAACACAAAUGAAGAACACAAGGUGGUACCCACUGACCCUCCAGAAGUUAAGACAACAAGCUGCAUGUGUCAAAACCAGGCUUCCCGUAGCCCCGCACAUGCCUCACGUGGCCUUAGAGAGCUCCAUUUAACCACCGAGCUUAAUUGGUGGUGGAGAGGAUCUACUGUGUGCAGGGUAACCAGAGAUGAUAGGAUGCCUACGUGUAAGCAGGAGUUAGACUGAGCAUGUGUGGUCCGCCCCUCCACAACUUCAAAGUGGUGAUCUAGGACCCUGUAAAAUGAGCCUACUCACAGUGUGGCUCUAUCAGCAGCCCUGAGCCACCUCAUCCAGUAGGUACCUUCCAGGGUCAGGGCAGACGGCCUUAUUUAUUGUCAUCUGUGCCUUGUCCCUGUUCAUUUGUAUUCCGUUGUGCAUCCAAGAGGACAACAACAACCAAGAACCAGCCUCCAGAGGCCAAGACCAAGCCUGAACCUCCUUCAGUUUCUCUUUUACUUCCGGGAGAAGGGUCACAGGAUGAACACCUCUGGCUUCUUGUUUGCGGGGGCACUUGGCGGGAACAGGAGCCUGUUGUGUGUGUACCCGGGCUGCUUCUGAAGCAGCAGGCUCUUGGGGUUUCAGGCUGCCUUAUUUAUAAUAAAGGAAGAAUUAACUUCUU
Messenger RNA from Peromyscus californicus insignis, 6897 nucleotides. RefSeq names its product inositol 1,4,5-trisphosphate receptor interacting protein (gene Itprip). The transcript has 2 exons. NCBI's taxonomy places the organism in Eukaryota, Metazoa, Chordata, Mammalia, Rodentia, Cricetidae. Gene Ontology annotation, cellular component: membrane. Gene Ontology annotation, molecular function: protein kinase inhibitor activity. The coding region runs from base 3246 to 4919 and encodes 557 amino acids. The record is from RefSeq and is a predicted model, not a curated record.